Acanthocheilonema viteae is the source of this 684-nucleotide messenger RNA. Lineage: Eukaryota; Metazoa; Nematoda; Chromadorea; Rhabditida; Onchocercidae. The record is from the annotation of a GenBank genome assembly.
AUGUUAGAAGGGUCAGGUUUGAAAUUAGAGUACGAUGCAGUGAAAUGUCGUGAACGUGUGCAGUUUGGCAAAUAUCGCUUUAUCAAACCUUCCAGAAACUUUGUAAUCCCCGAUUUUACGUAUUUCAAAGGCGUGCAUGAGGCACAAAUAGUGGCAUCGAUAUCCAAAUCUUCUUUACUGCCACCUACGCCUCAAAAGGAAAAAACUAUCUCGGAUAUCGCCGAUGACUUUGAUGACGAUGAAUUAUUACGACUCGCUGAUGCAACUGAACUCGAAUAUGUUCCAACACUUACAUCACCCAGUGCUUUCGUUGUUGAAAAUAGAAGACGUUCUGGCCACGAAGUUGUAUCAGUCAUUCCGGAUCGUCCACGAUAUAAUGAGAUUUAUCUCAGUGAUUCACUCGACGGUGAAGAAAUUGAAUUCCAUGAUUCUCCAAACGAUCUUUCUGACGCGGAUAUGGAACCAGAUGAAGUGACGAGUAAUGACAAGCUUGUAAUUUGUGACAAAAAUAUUGGCAACGAACAACAAGGCUCUGUUGAAAUAGUAACGCUUUCGCCAGAUUUCUCUUCUUUGAAUUCUAAAAUUACAUCACGUGCGGUACAUUAUAAUAAUGAUGUAUUCAAUAAUGGUAUGGACGAUGAUAAUAUGGAGGUUUGUGAAUUGAUUGAAAAUAACAUCAUUUAG